Nerophis lumbriciformis (worm pipefish) is the source of this 1843-nucleotide messenger RNA. It is a transcript of the gene trim69, whose product is annotated as tripartite motif containing 69. NCBI's taxonomy places the organism in Eukaryota, Metazoa, Chordata, Actinopteri, Syngnathiformes, Syngnathidae. Gene Ontology annotation, molecular function: zinc ion binding; protein binding. The record is from RefSeq and is a predicted model, not a curated record.
GUUAAGAACGCUCCGCCUCAGUUUCCUGGCGACUGUCUGGAGAGAGAGCGAGGAGGAGGAGGAGGAGGAAAGGGAGGAGACAUUCCCUCACUGUCCACCACCUCCUUCCUUCACAGUCAACAGGAAGACUGCAGGCCGCUCACACAAAAAACAACAUGAGCAAGAACCAGAAAGAAGUGAAGAAGAUCCAGUCUGCUUAUCUGCAGACUGUGGAGAAGCACAACCAAGGAGCCAAGCCAGAGAAGAAAAGCUGGAAGGCCAAGGAAGGAGAGUUUGCCUCGCUGAGACCACCCCCAGCUAAUAGGAUCAGCAGAGACCUGACCUGCUCCAUCUGCCUGGACCUCUUCAAGCAACCCGUCUCCCUGCCCUGCGACCACACCUUCUGCCAGGGCUGCAUCGUGGGCUACUGGGCCGGGCCCCGGGGUCACAGCCAGGGGGCCACGGGCUCCUGCCCCCAGUGCAGGAAGGUGUACCCGGGUCAGAGCUACAGACCCAACCGCAUCGUGGCCAACAUCGUGGAGAGCUACUGCCAGGGGCUGGAGGAGAGCGGGAGAGUGGAGCCCGCCCCGGUGGAGAAGGCGCCCGCCCCGGCCCCGGCCCCGGCCCCGCGCUGCGGCCGACACCGGGAGGAGCUGAAGCUGUACUGCGAGGACGACCAGGAGCUGGUUUGUCUGGUGUGUGGACUCUCGCAGGAGCACAGGAACCACACUAUGGUGUGUGUCCAGGACGCAGAGCAAAAGUACAGGGCGUCCCUGAACAGCUCCAUGGACUCCCUCAAAGCUGAGCUCAACACGGCGCUGCAGUGUGAUAGGGAAGCUGAGGAGGAAGUCAAAAAGCUUAAGGACCACACAGCUGACCUGAAGCAGCGGAUCGAGACCCAGUUCAGCGACCUGCACCAGUUCCUCUACCAGGAGGAGAAGAUGCUGCAGGUGAAGCUGAAGACGGAGGAGCGCCGCGAGCUGAUCCGCCUGGACGAGCACAAGGCCCUGCUGUGCGUGGAGAUCUCCCGUCUGCAGAGAGCCUUGCAAGACAUCGAGGACAAGCGGCGGGAGCAGGACCCCUUCACUCUACUGCGGAGCAUCAAAGUGUGUCUGCAGAGGCCGCCGCUGAAGUUCGAGAAGCCAGUUUUUACGCCUCCCAGCCUGUGUGAAGGACGCUUUGCAGGGCCCCUGCAGUACAGAGUGUGGAAGUCCAUGAAGAGCACUAUUUACCCAGUGCCAGCAGCCAUCACCUUGAACUCCAGCACGGCCAACCCUUGGCUGAGCCUCACCUCCUCACUCACCUGCGUCCGCUACCAGACCUUCAACCACGGCGUGGAAGACAACCCCAAUAGGUUCAACGCCGCCCUGUCGCUGCUGGGGAGCCAGGGCUUCACCCACGGCCGCCACUACUGGGAGAUCGAGGUCUACAGCAGCACCGUCUGGACCGUGGGCGUGGCUCGGGAGUCGGUACCCAGGAAGGGGGUCAUCAAGGCUCUUCCGGCUAACGGCUUCUGGACCCUCUCGCUGUCGUACGGGAUACAGUACAUGGCGGGCACGUCCCCGCCGACCGUCCUGUCCCUAGAGGAGUCGCUGGCCAGGAUCGGGGUGUACUUGGACUACAAAAGAGGCCUGGUGUCUUUUUACAAUGCAGAAACCAUGACACACCUGUACACCUUUAGGGAGAGCUUCAUGGAGACGCUCUACCCUUACUUCAAUCUGGGAUUCCUGGAUAAAGUGCACGAGAAUGAGCCUCUUAAAGUUUUCUUGCCAAAAAUCUAGGUUUUUUUUUGUACAGAACGUAGAUUUAGCUUAAGUCUGUAGACUGGAUCUACGGCUGCAAUGUUUGGAAUAUUAUAUAUAUU